CUGUGAUAAAUCAUUCAAUGCAUUGCUCAUCAUCUUUCUGAACAUACAAAAAAUUCAUUACUACACAUAGGUAUCAAGGCGGCAUUAGCAAGCAAUCCGAACUGCCCUUCAUGUGGUAGCACUGACGUCGAUGCUAACAGGCUUAUUCCCAACAAAUCAUUGAGAAACUCCAUUCAAAAGUAUAAGGAUGAGCAUGGCGACCCAGAUGACCAACCGCUCGAACUUCCACCGACACAAGAGCCCAUCAGUGCAAUCAUAGAGGAACCAGCAACUCCUGUAGAAACCGACAGCACUGAAAAUAAACCUAGAAAUGACAACCAGGCUUCAAGCGAAGUUCCUCAAGUAAGUUACAGUGGAUGUUUACUGCAAUGUCAAGACCACUUUUCCUUAAGUAUCCUCAUUUUAUCCAGUCCCCGCCGAAACGAAAUGCUCAACCUACUCGACAGUAUCCGACAUCCGGCAUGCCUAUUCAAGUUUUCCAGUCUGAAGAACGUGUACAAAAAAACAAACCAUAUAAUAAGCAAGAUGACGGCGACAACGACUUUUCUCAACAACAAGGCAUGAUGGAACAAAACGAAUUUUUCAACGGAGGUGGCGGCGAUAUGGGCUGGAUGGGUAUGAUGGGAAUGCCUCCCAACAUGAUGGGCAUGCCACCUGGAAUGAAUCCAGCCAUGAUGGCAGGCAUGAUGGGUAUGGGAAUGCCUCCACCCGGCGGGUUCCCCGGCUUCUUUCCUGGACCUGGUGGAUUUCCACCGCCGUUCCCUCCACCGGAGAUGUUUGGAUUCCCUGGAAAUAUGAACCUUGGCGCUGGUCGUGGAGGAUUUAGCGGACGGGGUGGCCGAGGAGGAGGUCGAGGAGGAGCAAAACCGUCUGGUCCACCUCCACCGCGACGUGUCGAAGGAGCUAACCACAAUAGUCCUUCAACACCGACAAGACAAGAUGUAGUUAGCACAGCUGAGCAUAAAGAAGAAAAAGCUGGCAACAACACUAUAGAGGAUAUACCAACUGGACCCCGCGCUGACCGGGACCGACAUGAAAAGCCCUCAAGCCAUGAUCGUCGAUCGUCUCGAAAUCGGCACAGCAGUCGUUCUCGAUCUCCUAGACGCCAUGAAUCGGAUGAUCGACAUCAUUAUUCAGAGCGACAUCACUCCCGAAGCUCUAGUAAGCAUAGUCACCAUGAUCGCGACACUCACCGCUCUUCAUCGAAAAGACGAUCAAGAUCUAGAAGACGUUCACCAUCCCCAUCUGAAAGACGUUCAAGAUCGGUCUCACAAAGGCGAUCCCGUUCCCCUUCCAAGAAGCGAUCACCAACCCCCACAGGGCCCCGACACACAGACGAUGUUGCACAACCAGUAGACAGUGUGGUAGAAAGUGUGUUGGACGAGAUUAUUUUCGACGAGGAACCCGCUCCAGCUCCCUCGGACCGUGAUAGAAAAGAACACGACAGUAAAAGACGAAGCAGAGAACGAUCAUCUAGUAGAUCACGCAGCUCUCGAAGCCGACAUCGGGAUUCAAGAGACAGAGAUAGUCGUCACCGUCACCGCAGUAGUGAUCGUCAUUCGAGACGUCAACGUAGUCGUGAUAGGCGUUAAAUUUCCCAUGAGAAGUGAGAAAAUUGAUCAUCUGGAUCAUUUGUUUUCGUGCGGCUUCCUUUGAAGAAAUAAGAAUUUAAAAUAAUGAAUAAAAAGAAAAUUGACUUCUUCCAUGUACUUGUCAG
This is a messenger RNA of Umbelopsis ramanniana AG, 1717 nucleotides long. RefSeq lists its product as uncharacterized. The transcript has a single exon. Bases 357 to 1592 code for a protein of 411 amino acids. NCBI's taxonomy places the organism in Eukaryota, Fungi, Mucoromycota, Umbelopsidomycetes, Umbelopsidales, Umbelopsidaceae. The record is from RefSeq and is a predicted model, not a curated record.